Messenger RNA from Macrosiphum euphorbiae (potato aphid), 798 nucleotides. NCBI's taxonomy places the organism in Eukaryota, Metazoa, Arthropoda, Insecta, Hemiptera, Aphididae. The record is from the annotation of a GenBank genome assembly.
AUGCCACGUACCAAGAGAAGAACCGUCAAGCGUUCGUCUGCCGACAUGAACAUGACAACUGUGAAUGCAACGAUGGCCAACCAAUCGAAAAAUAUGAAAGAAAUUUUAAGCGAAUUUGAUUGUGAAAAACAAAAUAUUGAAGAUUAUUUUUCUGAAAUAUUUGAUACCCAAAGAAAUUUAAUUGAAAAUUCAUUUUUAAUGACAAAAAUGAAUUUGGGUGACUCACUACAUUGUAAUCUUUAUGACAUUAUUUGUAAACAGUAUCCAACUAAAUCCAACAGUGGAACUAAAAAAAACCUGGAACGACCUUCAAGGCCAGUUACCAAACCUACAGUAAAUAAGACAACCAGACAAAAAAGUACGUCUAGUUCAACAUCUAAGACCAAUGGUUCUGCCACUGUAACAAAACACCGUAGUGCAACACGACAUGUUGAUGAUAAGCCAGUAUUAACAGAAGGAAUGGAAUCUAGAUUUAAAACUCCACUUAAUCGACUACCUGUACUUGCUUCAGCAACAGUUACACCAAAAGUAAAUAUGCAUGAACCAAUAUCAAUGAUGCGGCGUCCAAAUCAAGGAGAGGUUGCACUUUCAAUGACUGGAAGUCCACUCAUGGUUUCGUCUGUUUCUAGGGAUGAUAUGGCCACAGUCAGUGUACCAUUAGCCAACGGAAAUAUUCUUUCAAUAUUACCUAGAGCUGGUGCUACUAUGGACAUAUCAUUUGAUGAACAGACUAAAAGUGAAUUACUUCUUCUCAAGGGUAACAUUGAAGGGCUGUUGAAAAUGAAUAGAGGUCUGUGA